UUCCAAAUAUGUGUGUUCAUCUACAGCUAUCAAAUUCCAAUCAAUUCAUAUAACUUCUAUAUGCCAACUCCCACAAGUUAGUUCCAGACGUUCCUUUAAAGUUUCUGGCACUGAAUAUUCCUAUUAUUCAACGGCUGUUGGUUACCAUCUAUAUCAGUGCAGUGCUUUAACAUAUAGGAUAUGGGAAGAGAAGAAGUGUUUAAACAAGAUAAUGUAGUCAGGAUGUCAGGGUUCAUCUGGGAAGAUGAGACACGGCACGCGGUUCUGGAGGGGCACGCAACACUGGAACGUACAGCAGAAAGCCUUGCUCGUUCGCAGCGCACGGCUGUGGAGACCGAACGAAUCGCAGAGGAAGUUGUGUCAGAGUUGGGUGCACAGAGAGAGACGUUGCUGCAUAGCAAACGGAGACUUACGGACACAGAUCAUGAACUGUCACAGACCCGUGUCCUGCUGCGCAAGAUGACGCUUCAUGUACUCACCAACAAGAUCAUCCUCAUUUUCAUCAUUGUGCUUGAGAUUUGCAUCUUGGCUGGUGUCUGCUACAUUAAAUUCUCUCACUAAUGAUGUGUGUAAUUUCCAUGACCUCACUGAUGUAAAAUGGUGAGUUCAGUCAGAUCAAUCACUUUUGUCCUCGUCUUCAUAGCAUACUGAGACAAUGUGCAAAGAAAAAGAGCUGUUUGGUACUAGUCAUAAAGAAUAGGGGGUUGAAGUCAAGCAUGAACAGGUGCACUGCAAGGACAGCUGGAUGAGGAGGUAAACCGAAUGGUUCUUGGUAGGAAGCAGACUUUGAGUGCCUUAACAUGUGGUACCUCAGACUUCAAGAGGAACCUGACAGAAGCAAAGACAUUGUGGCUGCAGAUGGGUGACUGUGGACACUCCAUAAAUAAGAGGGAACAGCAGGUGUACAGCUCUGCUACGAGGCACCGCCCAGCAAGUGCCUCCCUCAGUCUCCCAAGAGAUGGCCUGAAGUGGAGUAGGAAAUACCUCAUGCAGCUGCUUUUUUAAGUGCAUGGAGAACCAGCAACUGAAAUCCGUGUGCAUCUACAAAUGUUGGCAGCCAUGCUUUAAGAACAGAACCUCAGUUUCACAAGUUAACACAUCUUUAACUUGAGGGAGAAUGUGCUAAGCAAAAACAAUUUUCUUACUUUCUCCAUGGAGUUGAGACCUUCCUGAGAAGCCAACAGUUGCUCAGCCACUCAAGAAAUUCCCAACAUCUUAUGGAUCCUGAAGGUCCAGAUAUUCUCCAAAGGAUCCUGUUCUCAAAUAUCCUCGGUCUACAUUCCUCCCUUAGUGUCAGAGACCAAGUUUCACACCCAUAAAAACUACAGGCAAAAUUAAAACUUCUGUAUAUUUUAAGCUUUACAUUUUUGACAGCAGACAAGAAGACAGAGGUUUGUGAACUAAAUGAUAGCAAGCAUUACCCAAAUUUAAUCUGCUCUUAAUUUCCUCAUGAAUCAAAUUUUGAUUUGUUACUGUUGCUCCCAAGUAUCUGACCUUUGCCACGUUUUCAAAGAAUCCAUUAGCUAUCUAUUGUUACGAUUUUGCCCUGCAUUCUGGUGACAAGAUGUCAACGUAUACUUAGUUUUCUCUGUGUUUACUUUUAGACCAAAGUGAAAAUAACAUAUAAACACACACAGAGAGAGUCCCAUAAGUCUGCAUCCAUAGUCAUUAUCAGAAUUGUAACACAGCUGUUACACAUGCAGAUGUUCCUGCCAUUCUAAUAGCGUGGCGUGAGGUCUCACUGCAUGCAUCGAUAGUUCCACUUCUCAACACCAUGUACUUCAUCAGCAUACGCCUUGCCUUUCAGAUGGUCCCACAGAUGUCAGGUCAUGGGAUCCUGGUGGCCAUUCCAUUGUUUCAUGAAAGUGUUCAUCGAGCCAUUCAAGUGCAUUGAAUAUGGUUCCAGGAUUAUAGGACAUUCUGUACUUACAUUUCUGAGAAAGGGCCUGGAGUUUUCAAAAUCUAUGUAUACAGUGUGACUCAUAUUGUUAAACUGUGUUUUGUCUGGGCCCAUUUGCAAGUUACUUCUCUCUCUUUGUCAGCCUGUAUUUGAGUGAGUUGAUUUCACUACCAACCUAAUAAAAACCAUCAUGCUACAUAA
Zootermopsis nevadensis is the source of this 2101-nucleotide messenger RNA. It is a transcript of the gene Vti1b, whose product is annotated as Vesicle transport through interaction with t-SNAREs 1b. Gene Ontology annotation, cellular component: Golgi apparatus; endoplasmic reticulum membrane; ER to Golgi transport vesicle membrane. Lineage: Eukaryota; Metazoa; Arthropoda; Insecta; Blattodea; Termopsidae. Gene Ontology annotation, biological process: Golgi to vacuole transport; intra-Golgi vesicle-mediated transport; macroautophagy. Gene Ontology annotation, molecular function: SNARE binding; SNAP receptor activity. The record is from RefSeq and is a predicted model, not a curated record.